This is a messenger RNA of Caenorhabditis auriculariae, 2084 nucleotides long. The record is from the annotation of a GenBank genome assembly. Lineage: Eukaryota; Metazoa; Nematoda; Chromadorea; Rhabditida; Rhabditidae.
AUGAGGGGCUCACUGUUCACGGCCGUCGUUCUCGCUCUGACUUGGCUGACGUCGGCGUUCCUGCUGCAGGAGUUGCCGCUGGAGCGCUAUGAAAGGCGUGAUCUUGAGAGCUUUCCUUUAGGGUAAACUACUCACUUUAUCCUCGCGUUUAUCGCAUCGGGAAUGGCUCAAGAAAUUCGAACUUGAGCUUGUCUUCCUCCUUUAAAAUGACGAAUUAAAAAUUUUUUGAAGUCAUGCAGCGCAGGUAGUUUCUGGUCGGGUGCAAACUUAAACAACUUUUGAGCCAUUCCUAGAAAGGCGUGAGCUUGAGAGCUUUCCUUUAGAAUAAAAUACUCACUUCCUCCGCGCGAUGGUCGCAUUGGGAAUGGCUCAAGGAUCGCGGCGGCAGAGAAAAUCGAAAUUGAGCUUGUGUUCUUCAAAAAAAAAAAUUAAUUAAACUUUUUUUUUUGAAUUCAUUUUGCGCAAGUAGAUUCUGGUCGGGUGCAAACUUAAACAACUUUUGAGCCAUCCCUAGAAAAACGCGAGCAUUGAAAAUGGCUCGGAAAUCGAGUCUAUAGUCUGUUCAGAUUUUGAAUGUCAAGUAGAAUGACCUCAUUCGAAAACGCUGUGGAUGGCUCGCUCUCUGAUUGGUUUAUCGCGCCAUUAGGGGGCGGAGCUUCAGCGAGGACUUGACAUUUAAAAUCUGAACAGACUAUAUAAAUGAAAAAUCAGCCUUCAACUUAUAGUUUCGUAUGUCCCGACUCGAAACAGUUUCAAAAACAAAAAUUAAUCAAAACUUCUUUUUUUUUUUGGUUUUGCGCUAUUAAAACAAAAGACUUGUUUCUACCCAUGCUGAAAUGCGUAAGUAGUUUCUAGUCGGGCGCAAAGGGAAUACUAUUUGUUUGGAGUCCUUCUUACGUUAGAAGAAAAAAAUUAUAACUUCAAAAAUUUUUUUCUGACUCCUCUUUCCUUUUUCUUAUCUCUAUGAUUUUUUUCUCUGAAAAACUUGAGAAUUGAGAACAGCUGGAGUCUAGUUUUUAUUUCACCUGCUCAAAAAUAGAAUUAUGUUUAUGAGCAUCAAAAUGAGUUCGACUUUCCCAGUAAAAUGAUAAAAAUCCAGAAAUAAAAAUAUUUUUCAGAUUCGAACGCAACGCGAGGAAUGGACAGCUUUUCAGGACAUUGCCGCAUUAUUAUUUCCGUUAUAGGUUCGUUUUAACCUUUGAAAAUAUUCAACUUUGAAAAAAAAAAUGAAGUGUUUCGAUGCGGAGAAUUGAAAAAAUUCAAAAAUUUUAGAAUUUUUAUCAAGUGCGCUCUAUGGAUAAUUGUUGCGAGUUUUAUGAUGCCGUGUUCAAUUUGAUUCCGCGAAAUGCAAAAUGAUUUCUGACUCUCCAAAAUCUAGUGAUCUUUUCCUUUCUCUAACGGGUAUUUUGCAUUUCGGGGAAUCAAAUUGAACACGGCAUGAUUUUUUGCGAUUUUUGGUUCAUUUUUUAACAAAGUCGCAAUUUAGGUCAAGUUCAAAUUGAUAGCUGAUUUUGACAAAUAUUAAUAGUCAGUAGUGUCUUUUCCCGGAUUUCGUCUUUUUUUUUUAACUUAAAAUGUGAAAUAGUUGAUUUACGAGUGCUGAAGUUAAUAGAACCAUUACAAACAUUUAAAACUUCGAAAAAUAUUUGUUCAUUAUUAUUAGGGCAAAGUCGGAAUGGUGGAUAAUGGCCGCUAGAGGGGAGAGGCUCAAAAAAGGCUGCAAAAAGGCAGCAAAAGGGCCGCAAAGAGGGCGCAGAAAGGGUCCCUUUAUCAAGCCUUCCAUUUUAUUCUGGGAUUUUAAAGGCUCAAGAAAUGGUGGGAGGCGGCAAAAAUGGUGCAUAAGAGCCGAUGAAAUGGCGCAAAAAUGUAGCAAAAAAGGAACAUUUUUGGAGCCUUUUCCGACCCUUCCCGACUUUGCCUGUGUAUCAGUUCAGCAUAUUUUCUUCUUCGAAAAACCUAAAAACCCUUCUCAAACCUUCUGGCCAAAUUUUUUCGAUUCAUUCAACCUUUGUUCGAUUUUUCUUCAAGAAGUCUUCCUUCCAAACCAAAAUCCCAUUUCCAGAAGCAUGCUCGGCCAAAACUAA